Messenger RNA from Thelazia callipaeda (thelaziosis nematode), 765 nucleotides. The record is from the annotation of a GenBank genome assembly. NCBI's taxonomy places the organism in Eukaryota, Metazoa, Nematoda, Chromadorea, Rhabditida, Thelaziidae.
AUGAAUAAAUUAAAAGCAUCGCAACGAGACAAGGUGCGGAAUUUUAUUCAGUGGACUCACAGCAAUGAAAAAAUAGCAAUCCAGUGUCUGAGCAGUCAGAAUUGGAAUUUGGAAUUGGCGUGUGAUGCUUAUUACCAAAAUCCUCAUUUGUACAUCUGUAUGGCAGAUUUAGUGGAUCACAGAAGUCUUCAUGCUUUUUUUGUCAAAUAUGCAAAUGACAGAAAAGAUAAUGAUCCGUCGUCUAUUGGUCCUCACGGAAUGCUACGAUUCCUGACGGAUCUUGAUUUGGAUGCAACUGAUCGAAAUGUUUUAAUAUUAGCUUGGAAACUGAAAGCGAAAACACAGUGCGAGUUUACUUGGGAUGAAUUCAGUACAGGUCUCAUUGAGAUGGGCGUAGAUUCACUGGAGAAACUGAAGGCCAAGAUACCUACGCUAAGCGAUGAAAUCAGGAAUCCUUGCAGUUUCAGAGAUUUCUACCAAUUUACUUUCAAUUAUGCUCGCGUCUCAUCUCAAAGAACUCUAGAUGUUGAAGUCGCAAUUGCUUAUUGGCAGAUUGUAUUUGGUGGCAGUUUUGGUUAUCUUUCUUUAUGGAUCAAUUUUCUUCGAGAAAAGGACGUUAAAAGUAUAUCGCGUGAUACGUGGAACUUGUUACUUGAUUUUUCUUUAACAAUUGCUCCGGACUUAAGCAAUUAUGAUACAGAAGGAGCGUGGCCUGUUUUAAUUGAUGAAUUUGUAGAAUAUGCAAGAAAUAAAAUAGAUUCAUGA